AUUUAGCCACACAACCAGGAAGUGAAAAUCAACUGACUUGUCAAAAUAACUCUGUUGCAUGUGCCACUUUGUGAGUUACACAGGUCGUUUCAGCGUCUUGAUAUCAUUUGAUAUCAUUUAUUUGAUACAUUAUAGAUAUAUUAGUGUAUAAGCUAUUGCUCCAUGGCCAGCUCCCUUCCAACUGUACCCGGGCUGGUUGCGGAGGCUCGGCGUUUGUACGGGCAGGAGUUCGGGGAAGAGGCUCCUCAGACGGCGGUGUGUGCUCCUGGAAGAGUCAACCUGAUAGGGGAGCACACUGACUACAACCAGGGAUUUGUUCUUCCAAUGGCGCUGCCCCUGGUGACUGUGGUGGUAGGGCGUCAGACCUCUGGCCAGGAUGUUACCGUGGUAACAGCAAGUGAAGAUGCUGAUGAGCCGCGGAGGGUGGACUUCAGCCUGUCCAGUGAUGGAUCGCCACUGUCUCCAGGGUUACCCAGCUGGGCAAACUAUGUGAAGGGUGUUAUAUGCCAUUACAGGGCUCCUCCUGUCCCAGGUUUCAGGGCGGUGAUAGCCAGCAGUGUACCCCUGGGAGGAGGUCUGUCCAGCUCUGCCUCUCUGGAAGUGGCUUUCUACACAUUCCUGCAGCAGCUCAAGCCAGAUGAUGGAGACAAGGUUUCCAAAGCAGUCGCCUGUCAGCAGGCAGAACACACUCAUGGUGGUGUACCCUGUGGCAUUAUGGACCAGUUUGUGUCUGUUCUCGGCAGGGAGGGGCAUGCUCUGCUCAUUGACUGCAGGUCCCUGGAGGCCACCCCUGUCCCCCUGGCAGAUCCAGGUCUGGUCAUUCUCAUCACCAACUCCAAUGUGAAACACUCUCUGACCGGCAGUGAGUACCCCAUGAGACGCAGACAGUGUGAGAUGGCUGCCUCCGUCCUGGGAAAGGACAGUCUCAGAGAUGCUACCAUGAAGGACCUGGAGGAGGCACAGGACAGACUGGAUGACGUAACCUAUCAAAGAGCUCGUCAUGUGAUCGAGGAGAUAGACAGGACUGCCCGAGCCGCUGAAGCCCUGAAGAGAGGAGCCUACAAAGAAUUCGGCAAGCUCAUGGUGGAGAGCCACAACUCCCUGAGAGACUUGUACGAGGUGAGCUGUGUGGAGCUGGAUGAGCUGGCGUCUGCAGCCAUGGAGGUGGAGGGGGUGUUUGGCAGCCGGAUGACAGGUGGAGGAUUCGGCGGAUGCACUGUGACUCUGCUGCAGGCCCACGCCAUCGAGAGGACUAUACUACACAUCCAGGAGCGAUACAAAGGAACCCCGACUUUCUAUGUCACAACCCCUUCAGAGGGAGCUCGGGCUCUCAGUCUGUCCUGACCUCUGCCUACACAUCUCUGCUGUAUGAGCACAACAGAUUCAUUCCUCUUUACAGGCUUUACUAUUUGAUUGUUUAUUUAAUUUUCACUAAUAAGAAUAAAAUAAUAUGCUGUUAUGCAGAUUGGAACUAAUUGAAAAGCAUUAUGUUUAUUUGGAAAAAGUGCCUUCACCGUAAAUAGAAAAUUGGUGCUUAACACGAUAACUUGUGGCAGCUGUUUGUAUAAUUAGGACAUGUAUGUACUGUGAAUACAGGCUACAUUUUAUAUUACUUCCAUGGAAUAAAUCAUGUUAACUCUAAGCGCUUUUAUUAACCGUGCUUCUGGCAGCAACAGGCAGCUGAUUUCAGCAGAAAACCCCCCAGAGAGUGCUAAUAAAGCCACUAUACACUAUCUACACAGCCCCAAAAAGUAGACCGACUCAAUAGGUGAACCUAGUGCUGGUUCUGGGCUGGUGCUAGUGCUGGUUCUGGGCUGGUGCUCGUGCUGGUUCUGGGCUGGUGCUCGUGCUGGUUUUGGGCUGGUGCUCAUGCUGGUUCCGGGCUGGUGCUGGUUCCGGGCUGGUGCUUGUGCUGGUUCUGGGCUGGUGCUGGUUCUGGACUGGUGCUCAUGCUGGUUCUGGGCUGGUGCUGGUUCCGGGCUGGUGCUCGUGCUGGUUCUGGGCUGGUGCUGGUUCUGGGCUGGUGCUAGUGCUGGUUCUGGGCUGGUGCUCGUGCUGGUUCUGGGCUGGUGCUCGUGCUGGUUCUGGGCUGGUGCUGGUUCUGGGCUGGUGCUCGUGCUGGUUCUGGGCUGGUGCUCGUGCUGGUUCUGGGCUGGUGCUCGUGCUGGUUCUGGGCUGGUGCUGGUUCUGGGCUGGUGCUCGUGCUGGUUCUGGGCUGGUGCUCGUGCUGGUUCUGGGCUGGUGCUCGUGCUGGUUCUGGGCUGGUGCUCGUGCUGGUUCUGGGCUGGUGCUCGUGCUGGCUCAGAGUUGGUUCAGCUUUUUCAUGAGCUAGAGAGCCACCACAGAGUCACAUGUUAGCUAUUGUUACCACAGUUACUCUAGCGGGUUAUUUGCAAGAAUCCACCAGGCCUGAAUGAAAGCAACCCAUCAGAACCAAGAAAGAUAGUUCAGAUACAGCAUCAAGUCCAGACGUUACAAACCUAACAAUGUUAGAAAUUAGUAGUUAUGCUAGCUUGGGUAAUGUUAGCUGACCAACUGAUAGCUAGCUAGCACAUAAAGUGAAAACACCUGUAGAGAUGGGAGCCAUGGGUAUAUAGGGGCUUUAGAAUAUUUAAUUUAGUGAAGCUGUUGUCUGCUCUUGUCUUCAGAUAAAUGAAAAUAAAUGAAACUGUUUGCACUUUGCUUUUAAAGGUUAUACUGGAAGUCUUAUUUUCUUAUUCACUAGUUAUCUUAGCAUGCACAUGUUCAAAAUCCAAUAAUCAAGAUAAACUGUAUACUGGAUUUGUGAGAAUAAACAAGAUUUUAAAGCAUA
This is a messenger RNA of Dicentrarchus labrax (European seabass), 2812 nucleotides long. It is a transcript of the gene galk1, whose product is annotated as galactokinase 1. NCBI's taxonomy places the organism in Eukaryota, Metazoa, Chordata, Actinopteri, Moronidae. Gene Ontology annotation, molecular function: galactokinase activity; ATP binding. Gene Ontology annotation, cellular component: cytosol; cytoplasm. The transcript is spliced from 8 exons. The coding region runs from base 163 to 1344 and encodes 393 amino acids. The record is from RefSeq and is a predicted model, not a curated record. Gene Ontology annotation, biological process: galactose metabolic process; carbohydrate phosphorylation.